Neopsephotus bourkii (Bourke's parrot) is the source of this 372-nucleotide messenger RNA. Its product is annotated as claw keratin-like. Gene Ontology annotation, molecular function: structural constituent of cytoskeleton. NCBI's taxonomy places the organism in Eukaryota, Metazoa, Chordata, Aves, Psittaciformes, Psittacidae. The coding region runs from base 1 to 372 and encodes 123 amino acids. The transcript has a single exon. Gene Ontology annotation, cellular component: intermediate filament. The record is from RefSeq and is a predicted model, not a curated record.
AUGUCCUGCUCCAGCCUUUGCAUCCCUUCCUGUGGGGUGGCCACCCCGUGCCCCCUGGCUGACACCACCAACGAGCCCUGCGUGCGUCAGUGCCAGAGCUCCACUGUGGUGAUCCAGCCCCCGGCUUCGGUGGUCACCUUUCCUGGACCCAUCCUCAGCUCCUUCCCGCAGCACAGCGUUGUGGGCUCAGCGGGAGUCCCUGCUGUUGCCGGGGGCUCUGGUGGCAGUUAUGGAGGCUAUGGAGGAUUUGGAGGCUAUGGAGGCUUUGGUGGCUACGGGGGCUUUGGUGGCUAUGGAGGCUUUGGGGGCUGUGGAUAUGGAGGCUGGGGCCGAGGUCUCAGGUCCUUUCGUGGUUGGUGUGGGAGCUGCUAA